Messenger RNA from Spirodela intermedia, 10494 nucleotides. NCBI's taxonomy places the organism in Eukaryota, Viridiplantae, Streptophyta, Magnoliopsida, Alismatales, Araceae. The record is from the annotation of a GenBank genome assembly.
AUGGUGACGAGGGGAGAUGCUGUGGCGGUGAGGGGAGAUGCUGCGGUGGCGAGGGGAGACACUGUGUCGGCGAGGCGAGAUGCUGCGACGGCGAGGAGAGAUGCUGCGGCGGCGAGGGGAGAUGCUGCGGCGGCGAGGGGAGACACUGCGGCGGCGAGGGGAGACACUGCGUCGCCGAGGAGAGAUGCUGCGGCGACGAGGUGAGAUGCUGUGGCGGCGAGGUGAGCGGUUACGGGGGCUGUAGCUCCUGGAUAGGGGAAAACAACAGCAGUCAGAUCAAAUUGGCACAGAAUUUGAACAUGGGAUACAUGGGGCACUUCCCUGUGUACUUGUGCUCUUUGAUGGUUCCUUGGGCCAUGAAGUCAAGCAUCCUUUAAUGGAUUAUAUUUCCUUUCAUCCGCCAUGCUUUUUAGUCUAUUCAGGGCCUUUCUACUAUGCAGGGAGAAUCAAAAGUCAUGCUUCUUAUUGACUUAUAACAAAUAUCCCAUGACCAGUUCAGCUGCAAUAGCUUCAUAUUCUCUAUAGAUGAUCCAAAUACUAUUGGAAACUCUGGACUCAUUCAGUCAUGGUUUCCAGAACUUUGCCACUUCAUGACAGAGAAAAGAAAGCAAAACCCUUUAAAUUUUAUCCUCUCAGAAAUAUGAUUUUCUAGCAUUACCUUCGACCAUAGCUGGGGCUCCUGCGGUACCGGGGACUUGGAGUACGGCGCCUUCCACUUCCCAAUCCUCUGGAACCAAUACGAAGGCGACAUUCACGGGCAAAAUGUCCUGGCUCACCACACUCGUAACACUUCAUAUCAGAACCUCCAGGUCGAUCACGGGUAUGGCCACGUCCUCCGUGUGACAUCUCUACCCUCCAUCCAUUUUUACCUAUUUAAAAAGAUCAAGAAAACAUAAAUCCAAUCAUUGAAAACCAUGCUGUUGCACCAAAGGAUACUGGAAACAGUUUUUACCCAAGACUAGUAAUUGUAAGCAUUUAUACAUAAGCAUCAAACUAUGCUAAAAAAUAAGAUAAAAGACACGAGUUGAUUUACGUAUAAGCAUGUAAAUAGAUAUAUUCAGACUAGUAACUGUAAAGGACACUCAAUUUCAUGGGAAAAAAAGAUUGCAUACAUAUUACAAAAAAGCCUAUAUACUUAUUCACGGACCAUCCAGCUCACGGAUAGCAUCAAGAGCAUCUCGUCGGUCGUCAAAGUCAAUAAAAGCAUAACCGGGUGGUUUACGGGCAACCCAUACACUGCACACAAAUAUUCAAAACAAUUAACUAUCAAUUAAACGGGUUAUUCUAAUCAUAUAAAAUAUGAGGAAAUGAGCCUUCUGUAAGUAAAAUAACACGAACAGGAAAAAAAAAAGAUCACCAAGAAGUUGUACAAUGAAUCCAUCUCAGAUACCACAGUUCAAAGGAAGAGAGAAAGGAAAGUCAAAUGUCUGAACCCAUUCCAAAGAGCAAAAAAGAACGUUAGAUGUCCAGCCUGAAUCCAUGCUGCUAUGACAUAAGCGUUAGUGUACCACCAAUGUAGGAUAUUUUUCUAGUCUCAUAUGAAGACACAAUACAACUAGCACCAGAUAUCCUGGAAAUUCCUGUUUCUAAUUUUGUGAAAAAGAGGUAACAAGGUUACACUAGUAUGAUACUUCACUCAUAGAUAUACAAAGAUGUGUAGCGAAUCGAGCACAGGUUCUCAAUUUUCUUAUAUCAAGGCUGUAAUAAUCUGGAUACUGAAAUGCAUAAUAUACUUGGCACUGAAUUUUACUUGUGCCCUUGCUAGACCUUGCACUCAAAAUUCAAAAAAAAAAGAAUAAUUGUGAUAUUCGAAGCAUGGUUCUUCACGAGUGGAUCUCCAUAUUAAGUAUAAGGCGAAAAGUAAGGAGUGAAUAAUGUGCAACCCCUUCACCACCUUCAAACAAUGAUAUGAACCCAGACGGAGAACAGUAUGGCCCUCGUUUAGAUUAUGACUUAAGAUCUAAUGGUAUCCUGUUGAGAUAACAUACCACUUAACAGAACAAAUAACAUAGUAAAAACAAAUAUUUAGCCACACGUUAAGGAACAGAGAAGAGAGCUUUAAAUUGUCAUUUCCAUCAAGUAACACUCAUGGUAAAUAUUUUUCUGUGGAUCAUAUAGUAAUUCAAUCCUCAGGAAAACUUCAGCAAACUAAGAGAAAAAUAGCUAUAUUUCGCUACUGUGGCCGUUAUUCUACGUGGCAUAACUACAAGAAAAACAGAGCUGAUAGCUCUCAACAUGUAUACAUAGUAUAAAAAAUAAAAAUACCAAGGUGUUGAUGAAGGCAGAUUGACGGGUUUAAAUUUCAAAGACAUUUAAAAAUACCAAUAGUAUAUGUUCGAAUCUCUGAACUAAGGGUACACAGGUCUACUGCAACGACAUUGGUCGCAACUGCCACAUAUCCUGAUUAAUCCAACGUUCUUCCAUUGAAACAAAUCAUCCACCGUUAAUAGAGAACAGAUAUGUGCCAAAUGAGUUUACACAAAGAUGAGAUAUCAGGAGAAUGUCGGGUAACCCAUAUAGUUCCCGUUGCUUUACACUGAUUUGAAGGUCAAUACGGAAAUGAAUUACAGUAAUGAUAGAUGAUGUCAACAACCCCAAUCCGACUCUCAGAUAUAUCUUAAAGUAAAUUAUCCUAAAAAACACUCCCACCGUACCUUCUCAAAACGCCAAAUACGCGGAACUCGUCCUCGAGCUCCCUUUCGGUCACCCGUGAGUCGAGGUUCCCCACGUAGAUGCGAGCCAUCUCUGAAUCAGGUCAUUAUAGUUUCAUGUACAGUCGAACUUCUUGACAUGGGUUAUGAAAAGAAAUAAAAUCUUUAACAAAAAAGCCUAUAUCUUCCGGCAGAGAAGUGAAAAUGAAACACUAAAUAGUGUGUGCCGGGGAGUAACCAGACUUUCCAUGGAGGAUGCCAAGAGGAAAAAACAAUUCAAAGUGGAGAAAAAGAAAUUUCGAGUACAUUGGACGAUGGAAAGACGUCAAGCAGAUAACCGCAAACUAAAUCCUCAGGGCGGCAAACCCCCAAAACGGUGCUAAAGCAGAAACGACCGUCAAACUGAAAACGAAGAAGUUCCGACUGAUUGCCCGAUAAUCUACAGAAAACUUCAACAGGCUACUUGGAAUCGCAUGUAGGGAGAAAUUAAGAACAAUCAGAUCUCAAAAGACCUUGCGCGCAGAGAAGACGCGGAACCGAUCCACCCGUGCAAAGUAAUGCAAUGCUCCUAUCGGUAAGAAGGACGAAAAGACUCUCUAGAUACCUCCACGGAGCUCCGCUUCCAGUUCCGAUGCCCAAGCACCGGGCGACCGCGGCCACGGAAACCCUAGGCAAACCCUCCGGCAGAGACGGCCGGUCGUGUCGGAAGCGAUUGGGCUAAAGGGCCGAGACGGUGACUAUUUGUGGUUUUUAAUGGGCUGACAGCUACCCCGACCCGCCCUCCCAGAUAUGUUAAGGGGCUUACUUUGAGUCGAGAUAAGCAUCCCACUACCGGGCCGAAAGUUUCUCCCUGAACAAAGGAUUGUUUUGGGCCAGCACAUAUUUCAAGCAUCGUCUGAAGGUCACUGAAAAUGGGUCUCGGCCCAUUAAAGGAAACUGGUUGAUACCCCAUUGCGUCUGAGAGAGAGAGAGAGAGGAGAGCCGAUGUCUUCCCACUUGCGCAGCAAGCCAUUCAGUUGCCCAAAAGUUCAGCAGCUGAAGGUUUAACAGAUCCUAUUAAUGCAUGCACAAAUGUGGAAACUACCCAUGAAUAGAUAAAUACGUGAGCCUGGAUAUUACUGGCUACUAUGUACUCACUCGAUUUGGAUGUUCGUGAUGCAGGUCUCUUCGUUGACUUCAACCGCGAAGGAUGUGUUUCGUCACCUCUGAAAUCAACAGACCCAGCAUGAAUUCAUAAUAUAUCAUCCACUGCGAGUCAGACUGUCACUGGAGGACGACGGUACGGACAUCCCCGAGUCAGCUGCUUAUCUCCUUAUUUCUCUGUCCAAAUCUCUCUCUCUCUCUCUUUCUCUCUCUUUCUCUCUCUUUCCCUCCCUUCCCUCUCACUCCUCUCAUCCCCGUUCCCUUCCCCCCCCCCCCCCCCCUUACUCGCUUGCCAUAGGAAGUUUUCUCUUUUAUUGUUUGUGAUUCUCACUCAGGGAUUACUCUUGUAAUCUCACAGAGGAGAACCCAUUAAGCGUCGUGCUUUCAUAACCAGAAGUAAGAACAUAUCAACAGGAGGGUUUCUUCGCGACAGAAGGAAGAAAGAGAAGAGAGACGGAGCAAUGAGAAGUGAAGAAGGAGAGUCACUGAGAACUGCAGCUGGUGGAUUCCCCCGCUCAACAAAAGGAACUACUGGGUGCUAUCAGAGAGUGGGGUUCUGAGUACGUUGACAUACUUGCGAGUCAACCGUUUGAACAAGGGAUCCAAAGUUGUGAAGGUGUCUAGGAUAUGAGGUCUUGUGUAUGUUUCGAAAAGUCGAAAGAAACUGAACAGUUUGAUGGAUAAAUCUUCAUUUUAUUCUGAUUAUCGUCUCAAAAAAGCAAGCAAGUCAACGUUUUGGAUGCUUCGGCUCCGCUUGGGUUUCAAGGGAUCUGGACACAAAUCCAGGGCAGCUGCUCUCCAGACAGCAGCUCGCGUUAUGGGCCUUACAAGAUGUUAUGUUUUGAAGGCAUUAAGAACACAUCUGCGACAAUUAAUUGACUCCGUGGAAAUGGAUCUAGGAAUGGAACAGGUACCAGAAGAGAGCCGUCCCUUUGAAAGACAGCUUGAUCGCCAGUUGAGAUUCAUCAACGAAGAGUGAUGCACCACUAGGCAUUAAUUAACCAAGAACAAGUUCACAAAGACGAGUAAGCGCUUUCCCAGAUCUGACGGACAUAUUGAUAAUGAUGGCUGCGAAAAUAACCAUAAAGGCGGAGUUGUAGACUGCUACAGAUGACGAAGAACAUCCACCCAGUUGAGUCACAAAGCUUCGCCAUCUCUCUAGACUCGAGGGAGGGUCGCCUCAUGGUUCCUCGAGUGGAGCCCUCGUGUACGCUAAGUUCUCCAUCCUCGUGGCUGCUUCUUCUUGAUUCUCCUGGCACUCGUAGUAGAACACCACGUUGACGGCCUGGAUUAACACCAUCACCAGCAGGUAGACUAACGAGAAGAUGAUCGAGCUGAGCAGAUCGGGCAAAGGGAAAAAAGUUGCUGUUGAGAUCAACGUCUGGGCCAAGGCCACAACGAGGAAAAGGAGAAAGUUUACUCUGAACCCUGAUCCCUUCAUCCCUUGGACGCGCUCCGCUGCCCUUCCAAGAGCGAAUAUCCCGGAGCGUCCUUCCUCCAUCACGGAGACCACAACGGCUUGUGACCAAAGCAUGCUCAAGUGUAGAAAGAAAAGAAAUCCCAGGAUGGCCAUGGCCGCGAUCAAGGCAAGAGUCGCAGCGGAAAUGCCGCCGAAGAAGGCGACAGCACUCAUCAGCAAGACGCAGAAGCUCAGAUAACCCGAGGUGAGAAAGUAGACAUAGAUGUUUGUGGCCAUCGUGCCCAUCCAGGUCCUCCGGAUCCUGACGACGAGGUCCUUUAGGGCCACCGUCCGGCUCUUCCCGACCAUGGCGACAGUGUAAAUGAUCGCUAUAACGAUGAACGAAUAGAGCAGGUAAUAAGUCAACGACACAACAACUACGGCUCUGAUAAUCUGCCGGAUUUCAUCCCAAGAUUCGUUAACGAUCGAAUUAAAUGCGUCAGUACCAUUCUCCAGUCUGCGUAGGAGGUUUUUACGCCUGAGGAAGUGCGAAAUUGAAGAGUCGACGAUAGACGAGGUUCUAGAGAGGCAGACAUAGUUGAGCACAAGAAUGAUAACCAGGAUGGAGAGCAUGGGCUUAGCGCUCCUCCAGAAAAGAUUUGCACCUUUCCGAAUAAUCCCCAUGGCCGUCAACGGCCUAGGCGCCUCCUUACCCAUGGCUUCUCCGUGUAUCUUGCUUCCUGCUGAAUUCAGUCCCUUCUCACCUCCCUCUUCUUUCUAUUUAUGCUCUUCCUAUCCGUUUCGAAAGGUUUCUCUACGGGUGAUCCAGUCCGUGACAGGCUAACCUCGGGAAAGAAUCGUGGCGGAAGCUCACUUGAGCUCGUCUCCUCGGGUGGGAAAAAAGCUUUAAAAGAAAGCGUCAAUCAGCUGUUCUAAGCGCGCAUCUCAUUGGAUAAGACUGCCUUGGUCUCCACGGCAAGAGUCAAAUCUAUUUAUAGCGAUAUCGAACCGUUCAGCCGUCCAAGUAAUGGCAAUGGAGUCGAUAGAACGUUUAGUUGCUCGCUCGCGUUAACGGCAAGAGCAUCAACUUCCGCUCAUAUCGAUCUAGGAACGGCCCAAGUCAACUCCUCACUAGAAAAUAUAUCUCUUUUGAUGUCCAUGAUUACGGAGAGAAAGAACUCUGGUUUCCAAUGAGAACUCGGCCUUAGCUUCCUUUCCUCCGUGGCUCUUCUGGUGGUCCUUGAAUGAUGGAAGAUGGUUGGAGAUGGGCUGGAGACGGAGGCGGAGCGACGAAGAGGCCAGAUCCCAUUGCGUGGAAGAGUCGAUGCAUCUCUUCCAUCACUUGAUUGAGGGUAGACAAACCUGUUGGACUGAGUGCCCUGCCUCGUCGACACUAAACUACAAAAUAAAAAUGUUAACCAAACACUAACUUAUAUAAACUAAUAUACAUUAUCUGCGAAUUACAGAUUUCACCAGUGCGACGUAAUUUUCUAUGACAUGUAUUUUUGAAAUUAAUCUCAAUGUGAAUAAUUAUAUAUUAUGAGGCUAUCAUUGAGUUAAUUCCACUUAAAAUAAUUCAUUAUAAUUUAAAUAUAUAAUAUUAUAGACUCUCUUGUAAAUAUGAAUAUAAAUAUAAAUAUGUAUAGAAACUAGAUCUUAUUUUAAUUUUAUGAUAUAAUAAAUCAUAAAAAUAUAUCAAAAGACUAAUCACUUUUUAUCUAUAAAUAAGGAGGUUAUAGUCCUUAAGUCACACAUAGUCAGUCACUCUUAAAACAUCUUAUCUCUCUUGAGUAAGUUAUUGGACAAUUACUCUGUGCUAAUCUAAAAGGUCACCUUCAUAUGUUUUCAUAGAUUCAAAUAUGAUUUUAAUUUAUUAUUAAUAUGUUUUAUUAUUCUUUAUUUAUCUCACCACUAAAUCCUUCAUAUUCAACAUAUACAAGAGAGAGAGAUAAAGAGGGAGGGAGGGAGCGAGAGAGAUAGAGAGGAGAGAAAGAGAGAGGGGAGAGAGAGAGAGCGAGCGAGAGAGAUAGAGAGGAGAGAAAGAGUGAGGGGAGAGAGAGAGAGGGAGCGAGAGAGAGAGAGGGAGAGAGAGAGAAGAGAGAGAGAGGGAGGGAGCGAGCAAGAGAGAGAGAGAGAGGAUUGCCUGAUGAGCUUCGAGGAGAAGACAUUGGCUCACCAUUCAUUCUCCAGAGAAAGAUUUCAGCUUUCAAAGGACACCUGGAUGGCGGUGGCGGGGUUGGGAGGCCGCGUGGAGGCGGAGACUAAGCCCUGGAGAGUCCUUAUAACCUCCGCCGGAUCGUCAAGGUAGUACCUCGCCCUGCUUGGCUUCUGCCCGACAGUGCAGGCGAAGACCUCCGUCGCCUCGGCGGUGGCCAGCCUCCGUACCUUCACCGCUCCGGCGAUGCUCUCGAACAUGUCCUCGUCCGAUCGAUCGUCCCCGACGCAGAAGAUAAAGUCAACGGGCUUCCCUCCUGUGGCUAUCGCCGCGACGAGACCCUCCACCACCUUCCCCUUGCUGACGCCCUGAAAGAUAAAUAUUCUCAUCCAUCUUGACCCCCGAGUUUCCCCACAUUUUGAUCCCAUCUUCUUGUCCGAGGAAGAUGGCCGAUCAUCAUCACCAUACCUGGGGUUUGACUUCAACGAUGUGGUGGCCUCUUUUUACGACAACGGCCUCGUUGACGAGAACACUCUCGAGGUGGUCGAGGAGUUCCUUCGCCUGCCUCGACCCGAAGUCCGGAUUGGCGUCAUGGUGGUGCCAGACCAGGGCGCUCUCCUUACGCUCGAUCCACGAGCCGUCGGUCGUCUCCGCGUAAACCCUCAUGACAGGCUCCACCAUCUCCAUCCAUCUAAAGUCAACGGCCGGCGAGCAAGUCUCCCACUGCGUGUCCCUACCCCACCUGCAAUCAAUUCCACACUGUUUGAUUCCCACUCUCGCCAGAAAACAAAAACCAACAAUUUUGGUUCGUUUGCCGAUGACCUGAGAUCAGAGCUCUCUGCCAACGAUAAAGAUGGAUAGAUGGAUAGAUAGACAGAAAUAGAUAGAUAGAUGCCUCAUGAAGAAGCCGUGCUCGGCGGAGAUCCCCAGGUUCUCGACGGUGCCGAACCAGUCGCUCAGGGAGUGUCUCCCUCUGCCGCUGACGAGGAAGACGACGUUCUUUGGAUCGCUGCAGAGGCUACUGAGCAGGGAGAUAACCUCCUCGCCGGGGGCCUUACUUGCUGACGCCUGAGGCAGAAUCGUUCCGUCGUAGUCGAGCAGCAGCAGCCUGCUGGUCGUCUUCCUGUAGACGGAGACGAUGUGCUCCACCGAGAGCUUCCUGAAGCUGGGGCCGAGGGCGACGACCCUGAAUCCUAGGCCGAAGCCGAUCCCCCAGACCCUCUUGAGGAAAUGGUGUCUGCAGGCCCUCUGCAGGUCCCGGUCGAAGCUGCCCGCCCAGAAGGCAACGUCGUGGGAGCUGACGUACCUGAAAUGCUUCUCAUGGCGUAGCUGCUUCUCCGCCGCUGGGGUCUUGAGGGCGACGCUCAGGGCCUCCGCCACCGCGUCGACGUUCCAGGGGUUGACUCUGAUGGCGGCGCUGAGCGACGGGGAGCAGCCGAUGAACUCCGAGACCACGAUGAUGCUCCUCCUCGGGCAGCCCUCCGCCGCCGCAGCCGGGCUCCCCUGCCGGCAGACGGUGUACUCGUAGGGCACCAGGUUCAUGCCGUCCCGCACGGCGUUGACCACGCAGCACUCAGCGAUGGCGUAGAAGGCGACCCUCUCGUGGGGGGGCAGCCGCCGGUGGAUGAGGACAAUCGGGUCGUACCCUGGAACGGCGAAGCGGCGGUUUAUCUCAUUGGCGAUGGCGACCAUCUCGUCCAACAGUUCCUGCACCUCCUUCCCGCCGCUCCUCGCAGGGUUGGCGAUCUGGACGAGGACCGCUCGUCCCCUCCAUUCUGGGUGAUCUUCCAGGAGCUGGCCCAUGGCUAGGAACUUGAGGCUGAUGCCCUUGAACAGAUCGACGUCGUCGAUGCCCAGGAGCACCGUCCUGCCGUGGAAUUGCUGCAUCAGUUGGCGGGUCUUCUCGCUGGCCGCCGGCGACCUCAUAACCGUCUCCAGUUGCCCAAUGUCCACGCCGACAGGGAGGAUCUUGAUGCCGACGAUCCUCCCGUAGUAUUCGAGGCCGAUGAACCCUCUCUUGGACCGGUGGUCGAUCCCCAGCAUCCGGCUGCAGCAGGAGAGGAAAUGGCGGGCGUAAUCGAAGGUGUGGAAGCCGACCAUGUCGGAGUUGAGCAGCGCCUUGAGGAUCUCCUCCCUAACGGGAAGCGUCCGGUAGAUCUCCGAGGAGGGGAAGGGGGAGUGGAGGAAGAAGCCGAGCUUGACGCGGUGAAACCGGCGGCGGAGGAAGGUGGGGAGAACCAGCAGAUGGUAGUCGUGGACCCAGACGUAGUCCUCGUCGGGGUCAAGGACCUCCGUCACCUUGUCGGAGAAGGCCUUGUUGGCGGAGACGUAGGCCUGCCAGAGGGCGCGGUCGAAGCGGGCGGCGCCGGCGGUGGUGGAGAUCGGCUGAGAGUGGUGGAACAGCGGCCAGAGGUAGCGCUUGCAGAAGCCGUGGUAGAAACGGUGGUGGAGAUCAUCGGAGAGGAAGACGGGCACACAGCGGAACUUCUCGUACAGGUGAUGGGCGAUCUCCUCCUGAUCGGCGGCCUCGACAAUGGGGUCGCCGCCGGUCGACGGUCGCGGCGGCGGCGGCCGGAGGGUGCCAAUGUGGAUGACCUCCGUCCCGGCGGGGAACCCCGCGCGGAGCUGGAGGGAGAGGGCGUCGGUGUCCCAGGAGAAGCGCCACCGGCGGGUGAAGGAGUCCCGGUGAGCAAGGACGGGAAGCUGGUUGGUGACGAUGAUCCGCCGUUCAAGGGGGAAGGGGGAGUCGCAAGCGCCGGCGACGAAGGGAGGAACCGGAUCGUCGGAGGAGUGGCCGGUGGCGCCGCCGAUCCCGCCGGAGUCGGAGAUGAUGCCCGGAACCGUCACGGCGCGGGAGAGGCGUGGGUUCAGCGGUCUCGUCGGGGAAGCGAAGUCCACCGCCGUCUGAGACACCAACUCCAGCAGGUUGGCGCAGGAUAUCGACGGCAUUCUUCCUCGAAUGCGAAAUCAAGACUCCACCUGGUGCCGCAACCAACCGAGGAAGAAGAAGGCGAUCUCGCGGCGCAUCGGAGGGAGGAAGAAGGCGAUCUCCCUUCCCCCAGGACGGCAAGAGAGAGAAAGAGAAACACAGAGAGAGAGAGAGGAUAACGCAGAAGGGAGGACGUGGGUUAGGAAAAGGACUAUAA